Messenger RNA from Sphaerodactylus townsendi, 2557 nucleotides. RefSeq names its product protocadherin alpha-5-like. NCBI's taxonomy places the organism in Eukaryota, Metazoa, Chordata, Lepidosauria, Squamata, Sphaerodactylidae. The record is from RefSeq and is a predicted model, not a curated record. Gene Ontology annotation, biological process: homophilic cell-cell adhesion. Gene Ontology annotation, molecular function: calcium ion binding. Gene Ontology annotation, cellular component: plasma membrane. The transcript has a single exon. Bases 146 to 2557 code for a protein of 803 amino acids.
UAAAUAUCUGAUGUUGCUGACGUGAAAAAAACAUUUCCUCCUUUUUCAUUGUCUGCUGAAAAAUCCAGACGUUGCCUGAAUCUGAAGGAGAGCAAAGGACAUCAGCAAGUCAGCAACAUCUUUUUCCCAAGCAUGAUACAGGGGUAUGAAGUGGAAUGUUUCUGAGAUGGUUUUUCCUCGGGGAGGUAUCUCACUGCGGAGGCAGCUGCUGCAGCUGGUUUUGCUCCACACAGCCUGGGAAAUGGGGAGCGGCCAGCUCCAUUAUUCAGUGUUGGAGGAAUCCCAGCACGGCACCUUUGUGGGCCGCAUCGCCCAGGACCUAGGACUGCAGGUGAGCGAGCUGGUGCCUCGGAUGUUCCGGGUAGUUUCCAAAGGCCGUGGAGAUUAUUUUGAAGUGAACUUGCAGAAUGGGAUCUUGUUUGUGAAUUUGCAGAUAGACAGGGAAGAGCUGUGUGCCAAGAUCCCUGUUUGUGCUGUUCACCUGGAGGUGAUUGUGGAUAAACCCCUGCGGGUCUUCCAUGUGGAAGUGGAGAUUGCAGACAUAAAUGACAACACUCCAUUUUUCCCAGCAAAGGAGGAACUCUUGCUCAUUUUAGAAUCAAGGCUUGUAGGAUCCUUUUUCCCUCUGGAGGGAGCCUUAGAUGCUGAUGUUGGUAUAAAUGCUCAGUUAAAUUAUCAGCUCAGCCCUAAUGAACAUUUCAUGUUAGAUGUCCAAAAGAGUGGGGAUAACUCCUUAGGUUUAAUAAUAAAAAAGUCCCUGGAAAGAGAAGAUAUUCCUGUGCACCGCGUAGUGCUCACAGCCUUUGAUGGUGGUGAGCCGGUGCUAACAGGAACAGUCCAUCUGAUGAUUACAGUCUUGGAUGUGAACGACAACCCUCCUGUCUUUAGCCAGUCAGUAUACAAGAUCCAAAUGUUAGAAAAUGCCUCCAGUGGAACAUUAGUGGCAAAGAUUAACGCCACUGACUUGGAUGAAGGUGUCAAUAAAGAGAUCUCGUACUCCAUUCGUAGUGUAACUCCACCUAAAUUAAAUACCAUUUUUAAGAUCGAUCCAAAUACCGGGCAGAUCAGGCUGAAUGGAGAAUUAGACUACGAAGGCACUAAUUCGUAUGAAAUUCGAGCAGAAGCGACAGAUAAAGGCGGUUACCCCUUGUCUGGACAUUGCAAAAUUUUAAUUGAUAUUCUGGAUGUAAACGAUAAUGUUCCAGAGAUGUUGGUGACUUUUCUAUUGGUGCCGGUACCAGAGGACUCUUCGCUAGGAACAGAGGUGGCUUUAAUCAGUAUAUCAGAUAGGGAUUCUGGAGCCAAUGGGCAAGUGAACUGUUCUCUGCGGCCACCCCUGCUCCCUUUCAAGCUGGUAUCUACCUUUAAGAAUUACUUCUCACUGACGCUGGUGGAGCCAUUGGAUCGGGAGCAGAUAACUGAAUACAGAAUGGUAGUGAUCGCUCGAGAUGAAGGGACUCCUCCACUUUCAGCCAGCAGCAGCGUGGUAGUGCCAAUCAGUGAUGUGAAUGACAAUGCGCCCAUUUUUGCACAGCCCACUUAUACAAUCUUUGUGAAAGAGAACAACCCCCCUGGAGCUCACAUCUUCACAGUGUCUGCUUCAGACCCAGAUGUGGCCGAGAAUGCCUUGGUCAGCUACUGGCUGGACGAGAAGCUCUGGCCGCUCUCAAGCUACAUCUCAGUCCAUUCAGAGAGUGGGAAGCUGUAUGCCCUGCAGCCCUUGGAUUAUGAGGAGCUGAAGCUGCUGGAGUUUCAGGUGAGGGCCAAGGAUUCUGGGCUGCCCUCCUUGUGUGGCAACGUGACCAUCCAAGUCUUUGUGUUGGACGAGAAUGACAACACACCUGUAGUGUCCCAGUCUGUGGAGGAGCCUCCUGCUUUGAUAGUCAUCCCUGUACCUUCUGGACACAUGUUGGGCAAGAUCCGUGCCCUGGAUGCUGACUCCGGCUACAAUGCCUGGCUUCGCUAUGAGCUGCAUGAAGGAAACAGUGGCCCUUGGCGAGUGGGGUUGUACAGUGGUGAAAUCAGCACCACACGGAUGCUGGAUGAGGUAGAGGAUGGAGGAAGCCAAAAUGUGCUGGUUGUGGUGAAGGACCAUGGCAAGCCCCCCAUGUCAGCCACAGCCACCCUGAGCGUGUCUUUGGUGGCCAAUAGCCAGGCCAUCAAAACAGAUGCUCGACUUCCUAGGACAGCAGGAAAUGCAAAGCCCUUGGCUGACACUGCCAAUCUCUACCUGAUCAUCGCCAUCUGCUCCGUGUCAAGCUUGUUCCUUCUGGUCAUCCUUGUUUACGUGGCGCUGCGAUGCCAGAGUGAGGAGAAGGAGGUGAUGAUGUACGGCCCUGGCACGGCCACGCUGGUGUGUGCCAGUGAAGUGGGCAGCUGGUCGUAUUCCAAUCGGCACAGCCGCAUCCUGGCCGGGGUGAGUGGGGAGACUUGUCCCAAAAGUGACCUCAUGGUUUUUAGCCCCAACACUCCUGUCUUUGCUGUGAACAGAGAUGUAGGAAAUGCAAAGGAUCUUGUUCCCCCUUCCCCUGGAGAGGUGAGUAAUGUAGAGCCCUGA